Zophobas morio is the source of this 1543-nucleotide messenger RNA. Its product is annotated as SET domain-containing protein SmydA-8-like. Gene Ontology annotation, molecular function: protein binding. The record is from RefSeq and is a predicted model, not a curated record. The transcript has 5 exons. The coding region runs from base 124 to 1524 and encodes 466 amino acids. Lineage: Eukaryota; Metazoa; Arthropoda; Insecta; Coleoptera; Tenebrionidae.
UCUAAUUUCAUGUAAAUACCAUUAAUCCUGCAUUUUGGAGGAGCGAAGUUAUUUUUAGUACAAAAAUACAGUAGAGUUCACACUAACGACAUCGACACACGUUUUUGGUUCCGGUGAUUUACAAUGGAAGCACCACCAUAUAAGAUAUGUUUUGAUAACAUUUUGGGGCGCCAUCUGGUAGCAACACAUUCAAUCGAUUGUGGUACUGUCAUAUUGGAGGAGCCCCCUUUAAUAAGAGGGCCUUUUUUCCAUACUUAUGCUGUAUGCCUGGCUUGUGGAAAAAUUUUGACUGAAGCGAGUAGUCGUCCUUGCUCGAAAUGUGGAUGGCCUUUGUGUGACGAAAACUGUGAGAAAUCUCCAAAUCAUCAACCAGAAUGUAUAUUAACAGUGGCCAGAGGAAACAAGAUAUCGAUCAAAAAUUUUGGAGUUUCUAACCCAAAUUACCAGUUUGUUACAAUUUUGCGUGCUCUGUAUUUGAAACAAGCAGCUCCAGAAAUGUGGGAAAAACUAAUGCAACUCCAGCCACACCCCAUAGAUGUUAAUAUAGCUCCGCCAAGUUUUAUUCGGAAGUUGUUUAAGUUGGACGAUUGGUCCGAAGAUAAAAUAAAAAAAGUUGCUGAAAUUUUAACAAUAAAUGGACACGAACUUCCUAUUGCGCGAUCCCCACAGUUAGCAGUUUAUGACAAAACUUCGCUAUUAGAGCACUGUUGUCAAGCUAAUUGUACUAAAACGUUUACAAACGAAGGACAUGUUUUAGUCAUAGCGGCACGCCAGAUCGAAGAAAACGAACACUUGAGUAUCUGUUACACUGACCCUUUAUGGGGAGUCGAAAAUCGCCGGUUACACUUACAUCAAACAAAACAUUUUUGGUGUUCCUGCUCUAGAUGCGAAGAUCCUUCAGAAAUGGGUACAAACAUAAAUUCCAUUAGAUGCCCAAACGAGUCAUGCAGUGGGUUCGUCCUCCCCAAAACCUUCUUGCAAGAGAUCAAAAUUUGGAACUGUGACUCAUGCGAUGCAGUUUUUUCCAAUGACAACAUAUCACUCCUUUUGGGAAAAAUUGGUGCAGAAGUGUCUGAAAUGCCAAAGGAAGAUGCAGCAGCUUGCAAACAAUUUAUCAAGAAGUAUGACAAGGUUUUGGCCGCGACUCAUUUCUACAUGAUUGAUGUGAAGAUGGCGUUGAGUCAUAUGCUUUCUAGUGAAAAUUACGAGGAAUUAAGCUAUAAUGAUUUAAAGUUGCUUUUUAAAACAACCGAGGAGUUAAAAAUGGUAGCAGAAACCAUUGCCCCCGCUGAAAGACGGCUUCUGGGUUUAAUUCUGUACCGGCUGGCAAAAACAAAAAUCGAAAUGGCUAGACGCGAUGAUGAUGAAGGCAAAUUUCGAUCAGUCCUAGCGGAAUCCAGGAAUGACUUCUGCGAAGCGCGCCUUUUCCUCGCGAACGAGCCCACGGUACUACCUGAAGGCCGCGUUUGUUUGAAGAUCGGGCUCGAGUUAAAACUGAUUGAUGAUUUGUUAACUAAAAAAUAAACGUGUUUUUGUUUGUGUA